CCUGCCUAUUCGACUUGGAGCGCGCUGCAAGCCACAGAGAGAAGUGAGGAGUUGCACGAUGUCUUGAGGAAUGAAUGUCUUUGGUUCGGGGUAAGACGGAGCGAUCUUUCGAAUCGUUACGACGCAAGGCAUCGAAGUAUAAGAUCUCCAACGAUCUUGUCUGCUACUGUCUGCAUUUGAACCGCACCACCAGCACCACCAGUUUAGGAGCAUAAGGAACACGCAACAACAACCAUGAAGUACUCACUCCUCGCCACCGUUGCCCUCGCCACCGCCGCCCACGCGGCCGUCCAAGGUUUCGACAUCUCCAACUGGCAGCCCUCGGUGGAUUUUGCAGCCGCAUACUCCUCCGGCGCCCGCUUCGUCAUCAUCAAGGUCACCGAAAGCACCGACUACAUCGACCCCACCUUCAACUCGCACUACACGGGGGCCACCAAGGCGGGCCUCAUCCGCGGCGGGUACCACUUCGCGCACCCGGGCGAGACGUCCGGGGCGGCGCAGGCGGACUACUUCAUCGCGCACGGCGGCGGCUGGAGCGGUGACGGGAUCACGCUCCCGGGGAUGCUGGACCUCGAGUCCGGCUGUUGGGGGCUGUCGGCGAGCGCCAUGGUUUCGUGGAUCCGCGCCUUUAGCGACCGGUACCACGGAAAGACGGGGCGGUACCCCAUGCUGUACACGAGCCCGUCGUGGUGGAGCGAGUGCACGGGCAACAGCAACGCGUUCGCCGAGACCAACCCGCUCGUGCUGGCGAGGUGGGGGAGCUCGCCCGGGACGAUCCCCGGGGGUUGGCCGUAUCAGACCAUUUGGCAGAAUAGUGACUCUUAUGCGCAUGGGGGCGACUCAGAUGUCUUCAACGGCGCGUACGAUCGGUUGGUUGCCUUGGCUACUGGAUAGGUGGAGGAGGUCUGGGGGAAAGUCUCGGCGCGGGUAGGCUGCUGGUUAAGGAAGUUGGAAAUGCGGGUGGAUUCUCUCUCAACGCUCCGACUGUGCGUGAUAUCGCUCCAAUGAUGAACUUGCAACUUCAUGCGGUGUGCAUGUCCCUCUCUUCUUGUCAUAGCCUG
Messenger RNA from Phialemonium atrogriseum, 1061 nucleotides. Its product is annotated as glycoside hydrolase family 25 protein. Gene Ontology annotation, biological process: carbohydrate catabolic process; cell wall macromolecule catabolic process; peptidoglycan catabolic process. The record is from RefSeq and is a predicted model, not a curated record. The transcript is spliced from 2 exons. The coding region runs from base 235 to 894 and encodes 219 amino acids. Lineage: Eukaryota; Fungi; Ascomycota; Sordariomycetes; Cephalothecales; Cephalothecaceae. Gene Ontology annotation, molecular function: lysozyme activity.